AUGUCCAUCGUUGAAGCCGAAGAGAUCGUUCCUGUAGGCUCAAUCCACCCCGAUGAUGUCCACCUUCCCGGUAUCUACGUCGACCGCAUUAUAAAAGCUACAGCCGAGAAGGGCAUCGAGGCAAGAAUGACCCGUGCUUCAGAGAGCACCUCGACCGAGUCUGUUCCUGCUAAGGAGAAGUCGCCUGCACUGGUCAGAAGAGAGAGAAUCGCCAAGCGCGCCUCGAAGGAACUUCACAACGGCAUGUAUGUCAACUUGGGUGUUGGUAUGCCAACUUUGGCUCCAUCUUUCCUCAACCCUGAUGUCAAGGUUUGGAUUCAGUCUGAGAACGGUCUUCUUGGUCUUGGUCCUUACCCUACCGAGGACGAGGUUGAUGCCGAUCUCAUCAACGCUGGAAAGGAGACUGUCACUAUGGUCCCUGGCGGUGCCACUUUUGACUCUGCCGAGUCUUUCGCCAUGAUCCGUGGUGGUCACGUUGAUGUCUCUAUUCUGGGUGCCCUCCAGGUCAGCGCCAAUGGCGAUCUGGCCAACUACAUGAUCCCUGGCAAGGUUGUUAAGGGUAUGGGAGGUGCCAUGGACCUUGUGUCCAACCCAGAGCAGACCAAGAUUGUUUGCUUGACUGACCACGUCGACAAGUACGGAAAGUCGAAGGUUGUGCAACAAUGCUCGCUGCCCCUUACUGGAGCUCGUGUAGUCAGCACCAUCAUCACCGACCUCUGCGUCUUCCAAGUCGAUCGCAAGAACGGUGGUCUUACUCUUACCGAGCUGGCUGAGGGCGUCACUGUCGAGGACAUCAAGGCCAACACCGAUGCAUCAUUCACUGUUGCAAAGGACAUCAAGUCAAUGGAGUAG
Aureobasidium musti is the source of this 852-nucleotide messenger RNA. The record is from the annotation of a GenBank genome assembly. Lineage: Eukaryota; Fungi; Ascomycota; Dothideomycetes; Dothideales; Saccotheciaceae.